CACGAUCUCAACUAAGUCACACUCAACUACUGGCACUCGCACAAGCAGGGUUGUCGAGACCUGCUCUACCCUGCUACGCUGUCGGGAAGCUGAGGCAAGCACAUUCUAAGUUCCAACAUGAAUAUUCGUGCAGUUAGGGUCGAAGAUCUUGCAGGUAUGCAAGACUGCAACCUGCACAACCUGCCUGAGAACUAUACGAUGAAAUACUAUCUAUAUCACGCAUUAUCCUGGCCUUCGCUUUCGUAUGUGGCGGAGGACCACAAUGGACGGAUUGUUGGUUAUAUUCUGGCAAAAAUGGAGGAAGUUGAUGAGCAAGAAGGGCAAUCUGCAAUUAAUCAUGUUCCUCAUGGGCAUGUCACCUCGAUAUCUGUCAUGAGAUCAUACCGCCGACUUGGUCUGGCUAAAAAAUUGAUGCUCCAAUCACAGGAAGCGAUGAGCAGCAUCUACCGCGCGGCAUUCGUGUCUCUCCACGUCCGCAAGUCGAAUCGUGCAGCACUAAGUCUGUAUCGCGACACACUUGGGUUUACCGUCAAGAAUAUCGAGGAAAAGUACUAUGCCGACGGAGAAGACGCAUAUGCGAUGCAGCUCACGUUCGAGCACUAAUGCGAAGGAAACUGUGGGGCAGAUUGAUAGUUUACAGCUAUAUAUUUGACACUU
Suillus plorans is the source of this 657-nucleotide messenger RNA. Its product is annotated as silencing group B protein. Gene Ontology annotation, molecular function: protein N-terminal-serine acetyltransferase activity; protein-N-terminal-glutamate acetyltransferase activity. The record is from RefSeq and is a predicted model, not a curated record. NCBI's taxonomy places the organism in Eukaryota, Fungi, Basidiomycota, Agaricomycetes, Boletales, Suillaceae. The coding region runs from base 118 to 603 and encodes 161 amino acids. Gene Ontology annotation, biological process: N-terminal peptidyl-glutamic acid acetylation. Gene Ontology annotation, cellular component: NatA complex. The transcript is spliced from 6 exons.